Molecule: messenger RNA, 788 nt
Organism: Erythranthe guttata (spotted monkey flower)
Lineage: Eukaryota; Viridiplantae; Streptophyta; Magnoliopsida; Lamiales; Phrymaceae
Product: oleosin G
Biological process (GO): lipid storage
Cellular component (GO): monolayer-surrounded lipid storage body; membrane
Source: RefSeq, a predicted model, not a curated record
GCCUCUAAUUUCCGGAAUUAGUUGGCGAUUAAUUAAAGGUUAAUAAUAUAGCUAAUUAAUCUCCAGUCUCCACACGUGCAUACCACGACCAUGUCCACGUGUUCCCAUGCAUGAAAACAACCGCCACAUAUACACGCGCGCGUCUAAAUCACCCACCCACCACCUUGAUCAACUCCGCGCGCCAACUCACUAAAAAAUAUGCCCGAUCGGAAAAUUUUAUCGAGUAGCCAAUCCGCCGCAUCGGCGGCGGCAGCGCUGACAGUCAGCUCCUCCAUGCAAAAAUUGAAAGAACACGCACCAAAACCAACACAGAGCAUCGGUUUCGCCGCCGUGCUUACAAUCUCCGCCUGCGUCGGCGCCAUUAUGUUCCUUCUUAUCGCCGCCGCUGUUCUCGGCCCGAUUUUCUUGCCGCUGUUGAUUCUCAUCUCCAACCACAUAUGGAUCCCUCUCGGCGUUCUCGUCCUCAUCGCCGCCACCGGUUUUCUAUCGUUUCUCGGUUUCGCCGUCGCUACUGCGGCGGCAUUGUCCUGGCUCUACAGGUACAUCAGGGGUUUUCUGUGCGCGCCUGAUUUGGACCGGUUUGAUUACGCAGCUACCCGAUCUGGACCGGUUUGAUUUGGAUCGGUUUAAUUACGAAGGACUAUGCUCGAGUCGGCUGAAAAGGCGGGUUCAUAUCUCCAAGUAUUUUACCUAAUUUUCUAUUUUGUUUAACUUCGAAGCAAUUAAUGUUUCAAAAUAUGUAAUUUUUUUACUUUUAUUCUAUUAAAGUUGGAUAUGUUAUUAUUAUU